Molecule: messenger RNA, 3000 nt
Organism: Phacochoerus africanus (Common warthog)
Lineage: Eukaryota; Metazoa; Chordata; Mammalia; Artiodactyla; Suidae
Gene: IL17RA
Product: interleukin 17 receptor A
Exons: 13
Coding region: 235-2778 (847 amino acids)
Molecular function (GO): interleukin-17 receptor activity
Source: RefSeq, a predicted model, not a curated record
AGUGCGGGGAGGGGAGCGAGCAGGAGCCGGGGAGGAGCGCGCACCUGGGACGCUAGUCUGGGAGGAACCCGUGGAAGGACUGUCCCGGCCCGAGCCUUCCUCUCCGCGCCGCCCGCCGGGGGCAGGGCUGGAAGCCGGAAGCAGGCGACUUGGGACUCGGCCGAGGGGAAGCCCGGGGCACGCCCUCGCUGCGCCCCCAGCUCGGGCGGCAGCCCUCCGCGAAGGGCCGGGGCCAUGCGGCCUCUGCGACACGGACAGCGCCUGUCCCCGGGGUCUCCUCUGGGGCCGCUUCUCCUGCUCCUCUUCCUGUUCCUGCGCGCGCUGGGCCUGGGUCGCGCCGCCCCGAGGCUCUUGGACCACCCGGCACCCGUGUGCUCCCAGCAGGGGCUAAACUGCACGGUCAAGAACAGUACCUGCCUGGAUGAUAGCUGGAUCCACCCUCGGAACCUGACCCCCUCAGCCCCCAAAGACCUGCAGACCCAGCUGCGUUUUGCCCAAACGCCACGUGGACACCUGCUGCCUGUGGUUCACAUCGAGUGGGCACUGCAGACAGAUGCCAGCAUCCUCUACCUGGAGGGUGCCGAGCUGUCUGUCCUGCAGCUGAGCACUAACGAGCGUCUGUGCGUCAAGUUUGAGUUUCUGUCCAAACUGAAGCAUCAUCACAAGCGGUGGCGUUUUGCCUUCAGCCACUUUGUGGUGGAGCCUGACCAGGAGUAUGAGGUGACCGUCCACCACCUGCCUAAGCCCAUCCCCGACGGAGACCCGAACCACCAGUCCAGAAACUUCCUGGUGCCUGACUGUGAUGACCCCAGGAUGAAGACCACCACGCCAUGUGUGAGCUCAGGCAGCCUGUGGGACCCCGACAUCACCGUGGAGACCCUGGAGGCCCACCAGCUGCAGCUGAGCUUCACCCCGUGGAACGAGUCUACCAACUACCAGAUCCUGCUGAGCAGUUUUCCACACACGGAGAACCAGAGCUGCUUCCAGUACAUCCUGGAUCUGCCCGCGGCGGCACAGGAAGCAUCCCAGCGGUGCUGCAACAUCACAAUCCCCCUGUUGCCCUCCAGCUGGUGCUGCCGCCACCAUGUGCAGAUCCAGCCCUUCUUCAGCAGCUGCCUCAACGACUGCCUCAGACACUCCGUGGCCGUGCCCUGCCCAAAGGUCCCACACACCCCAGACGCUGUUGAAGACCUCAUGCCCCUUUGGGUGUACGGGUUCAUCACAGGCCUCGCCGUCCUGCUGGUGGGUUCCGUCAUCCUGCUGAUCGUCUGCAUGACCCGGCACCUACCCGGGUCCCAUUGCAAAAAAUAUGAAAAUGGCACCAAAUGCACAGAUGUCCUGCCCGCCACCAGCCCGAGCCCCCCACCCCUGAAGCCCAAGAAGGUCUGGAUCGUCUACUCGGCAGACCACCCCCUCUACGUGGACGUGGUGCUGAAGUUCGCCCAGUUCCUGCUCACCGUCUGCGGCACUGAAGUGGCCCUCGACCUGCUGGAGGAACAGGUCAUCUCGGAGGUGGGGGUCAUGACCUGGGUGGGCCGCCAGAAGCAGGAGAUGGUGGCCAGCGACUCCAAGAUCAUCGUCCUGUGCUCGAGGGGCACCCGGGCCAAGUGGCAGGCCAUCCUCGGCUGGGAGGACGCCGCCGUCCAGCUGCGCUGUGACCGCGGGAAGCCCGCAGGGGACCUGUUCACGGCGGCCAUGAACAUGAUCCUGCCGGACUUCAAGAGGCCAGCCUGCUUUGGCACCUACAUCGUCUGCUACUUCAGCGACAUCAGCAGCGAGGGCGAUGUCCCCGACCUCUUCAACAUCACCUCCCGAUACGCGCUCAUGGACAAGUUCGAGGAGGUUUACUUCCGCAUUCAGGACCUGGAGAUGUUCGGGCCGGGCCGCAUGCACCGCGUCGGGGCGCUCACGGCCGAGAACUACCUGCAGAGCCCCAGCGGCCGGCAGCUCUGCGAGGCCGUGCAGCGCUUCCGCCGCUGGCAGGCCCGGCGCCCCGACUGGUUCGAGCUCGAGAACCUCCGGUCGGCAGAGGACCGGGACCUCUGGUCCCUGGACGAGGAGGCGUUCGAGGAGCCGCUGCCACCUCUGGGAGGGGGGAUCAUCCGACAGGAGCCCCUGGUGCGGGAACCCGCCUCUGAGGACCCUUUGAUGGUAGAGCUGCUUCUCUCGGAGGAAGGAGGGGGCCCAUGGAAGCUGGAGCCCCAGUCUCAGCCCUGGGGACAGCUGCUGGCAGCCCAGACACUCCAGACCUCAGUGGUCCCCAUGGAGACGGUCCCUCCCACGCAGACGGUGGAGCCCAUCCCUCGCGCUGUGGGGAGCGGCCCCGGCCGGCUGGCCCUGGUUGGGGCAGGUGAGGCCUGCCCGCUGCUGGCGGGCCAUGGCCCCUGGCGGAACAGUGUCCUCUUCCUGCCCGUGCACCCCGAGGACCCGCCUGCCCACAGCACCCCCACAUCAUCACCCACCCGGCCGCCGGAGUGGUCGAGAGGGCAGCUUGAUGGCUCAUUGCUCCCACUCCUCCAGCAGAGCACAAGCUGCAGGGCCCAGGACCUGCUCACACCACAUGGGGAGAAGCAGCGGCAGUCUGUGCAGUCUGACCAGGGCUACAUCUCCAGGGCAUCCCCACAGCUGCCUGACCCACUAGGGGAGGCGGAGGGGGAGGAGGAGCAGCCGCUGGCCCCUGAGGGCCUGGAGAGCCUACGGAGCCUCCAGCUACAGCUCUUCUUCCAGGAGCUUCUCAAGAACCCUGGCCUGGGGCUCCCUGAGGACCUAGCGGACUGAGGGUCCGGGGUGUCACUGCCGUGGCUCAGGUGCAGUCCCUGGCCUGGGACUUCUGCGUGCCUAGGACUCCACCACCUGGCCUGGGGCCGAGGGAGGCCACCUGGUAGGGACCUCCCAGACCCAAGGAGGUGAGCACACAUAACGUGUGCACAUGUGUGCUCGUGUGGAUAUGUACAUGUUGUGUGUGAGAUGUGUACCUUUAAAAUAUAGAUCUUGAUUCCA